AUGCGAGCACCCAGCCAUCAAUUCGAAGCUGCAGGCGAUUGGGGUGGCAUCCUGAGCGGCUCAGAGCCAGUGACCUUCAAGAACCGGCCGCAGAUUGUCGAUCCCAUCGACACCCACGCUCAGAGCUACGUGGCGGGCAUCAUGGCCACCGUGGCGGCAGAGAAGAAGCCCAAGUUUGUGGUGAACGUGGGUGACAACUUCUAUCCCGGUGGAAUUAGCAGUCCGGGAACCUGCAAUGCCGAGACUGACAAGACAGAUUCCGUUGGCGGUGUAGGGGUGGGCUUUAUCAGCGCUGCACUCAUGGACUACGCCGGCCAGAUCAUCUUCACCAACAUAUUUGAGAACGUCUACAAGGGCCCUGGUCUUGAUGGCGUGGAGUGGUGGGGAGUUCUUGGCAACCACGACUAUGGAGGUUAUCAUUACAACGUUCACUGGGAUCAGAACAUCUUCUACACCUGGAGCACUCCCCAGAGUCGCUGGCUCACCCCGGCGCUGUUCUGGAAGCGGAGGGCGCAGUUCCGCAACUUCUCGGCAGAGUUCUUCUUCGUGGACACGAACAAGGUGGAUACUUAUGCCAACCCAGACGUGGAUGCAGAGCACAACAUCUGUUCCCGAUCCCACAAUCAGCCUCCACUCCCUUUGGGGUGCAAUGGCACAUCGAUUACCGGCCCUGACACGUGCUGGAAGUUCUUCGAUGACUUGUGGAAGGAGCAGAAAGAUUGGCUGGCGCAGCAACUCGACAUAUCCACAGCAGACUGGCAGAUCAUUGUCACCCACUACCCGCCCAACUUUGAGCCGUGUCGAUCCGAAGUCUGGGAGAGCUAUCUGGCCAAGUACGGCGUUGACUUCUACAUCAGCGGCCACACGCACCUCCAGAACACCUCCACGACCUUCGGGGGCACCCCUUUUGUGAUCUCAGGGGGCGGAGGUGGCAUCACCUCUGAGAUCCUGCCCAGCACCACCGGGGAGGACGAUGGAUACGGCUUUAUGGAUGUGGUCAUCCGCCACGAUGCCAUGUAUGUCACUCGGUACUCCCACGGCAUCUUGGCUCCCAGAACUGUGGACUCUGUUGGGCCCCAUUCUUACUGUUGGUUAGUAGGGAAUGAGGGAAUGAGGUGCUCUAUACAAUUCCUUAGAGGGUAUAUAUAG
Messenger RNA from Symbiodinium natans, 1149 nucleotides. The record is from the annotation of a GenBank genome assembly. NCBI's taxonomy places the organism in Eukaryota, Dinophyceae, Suessiales, Symbiodiniaceae.